Molecule: messenger RNA, 1164 nt
Organism: Musca vetustissima
Lineage: Eukaryota; Metazoa; Arthropoda; Insecta; Diptera; Muscidae
Gene: Syx18
Product: syntaxin-18
Exons: 2
Coding region: 1-1164 (387 amino acids)
Biological process (GO): retrograde vesicle-mediated transport, Golgi to endoplasmic reticulum
Cellular component (GO): SNARE complex; endoplasmic reticulum
Source: RefSeq, a predicted model, not a curated record
AUGGAUAUAACACACCUAUUUAAGGCCGGUGUCAUGACCGUCAAGCUACAACGUAAAGGUGAAUUGGAAGCCCACAAGAGAAUACUGCCACAAAAGGCCACAACAAAUGUCAAUGGUCAGCGGGAUGAAUUCUCCAAACAGGCCAAGGAUGUGUGCAAUAAAAUCACAACACUACGUAAUGUUCUAAUCGAGAAUCGUUCAGCCUAUAUGCGUAUAGGACAACAUCUGAAAAGUGCCGUCCAGAUGACGGAUGAACAGAGAGAUUUAAUCGAUAGGGAAUCGGAGAAAUUUGUAACAUUCUAUACACAGUAUUUAGGGCAAAUGCGUAACGAUUGGAAAAAGGCAAAACGAAAACCGCAACAGAAGGAACACAUGGAGGCAGUGCUGGAUUUGCUGACAGCCUAUUUGAAGUCUGUGCAACAAAUCUAUUUGGAACAGAAGAAAUAUCGCGUCCAGCAUGAACUGGAAACAUAUCGUCUCUUGAAAUUGGCAUCGGACAAAAAGAAAAUACCAGUUCGGCCGGCUGGUGAACAAAGGUCAAGGAAAACCUCAACCGUUUCAUCUACCUCGAGUAAAGAUUUACAAUGGGAUACGACGACGACGACGGGAAGAACAGAGCAAAUUUCGGACACAGAUGUUGUUAGUGGUGGUGGCGAUGGCUGGGAUCUUGAUGAGGAUGAUAUAACUGUACCUACAUCCUCUUCGUCUGGCAAUAAAUCCCACGAUAAUUCCAAUUUAAGCAACAGCUCAUUUUCGGCUGAUACUAAAGCCCAAGUGGCCUUAGAUGAGGACAUACAAAAGUCGGAACAAAAUGUUGAAGAUGCUGCCAAAAGUCUUAGCCCAGAAGAUAUACAAAUGUUUGAGGAGGAAAAUCUGCAAUUGUAUCAUGAAUUGCAGGGCUUAUCGGAAGAGGUGGAGGCCAUUGAGAAGAAUGUGGUCGAUAUUGCAACAUUACAGGAUAUAUUUACAGAAAAGGUCACCUUACAACAACACAAUAUUGAACGCAUCAUCAAUGCUGUCAUUGGUAGCACAGAAAAUGUCAAAGAUGCCAAUGAACAAAUCAAACAAGCCAUACAACGCAAUGCUGGCCUACGCGUUUGGUCUUUAUUCUUCCUUUUGGUUAUGUCAUUAUCUUUAUUAUUCCUCGAUUGGUAUUAUGAUUAG